Messenger RNA from Neolamprologus brichardi, 999 nucleotides. The record is from RefSeq and is a predicted model, not a curated record. Lineage: Eukaryota; Metazoa; Chordata; Actinopteri; Cichliformes; Cichlidae.
AUGCCAACUGCGACAGCUCAAAAUGAUUCAAAGUGCCACAGUUUCACUUACAACCCAAAUGUUAUCCCAGCCCUCUACUAUCUGAUGUUCCCUUUAGCCUUGUUGCUGAAUGGUGUAGCAGCCUGGGUGUCCCUACACCUUAAGUCCACCACCACCUUUGUGGUGUAUUUGAAAAAUCUGAUUGCUGCUGACACUUUAAUAACCUUGAUCGUCCCAUUCAAAAUUGCAUCUGACUUGUCGGGUGCAUCACAAAUUCUAUUCAAACUGUCAUGUCGUUAUUUCAGUGUCGUUAUGUACAGCCUAAUGUACAUAUGUAUUGGUUUGUUGGGUUUAAUUAGUGUAGACCGUUUCUUCAAAAUCAUGACACCCCACGGAAACUUUGGCCAGAAUGUGACAUUUAGCAAAGUGAUAGCAGGCAUAGUCUGGAUAACAAUAUUUGGAGUCUCAGGUAUACCAAAUAUAAUUUUAACUAAUAAAUCACCCAACUCGACACAGGCCAUCAGUUGUAUGCAAAUGAAAGGAACAGAAGGAUUUGUAUAUCAUACAAAAACAGUGAUUUUUGUCAAUAUUUUCUUCUGGAUUGUCAGUUUGGUCAUUGUGGUUUGCUACAUCUGCAUCACAAACAAAGUCAUCGAGUCAUUUCGAAACUCCGGCAGCAAUAACAACCAUGGAAAGCAGAAAAUCAAACUACGCGUUUUUCUUGUUAUUAUUGUCUUUUUUGUGGCGUUUGGACCAUAUCACAUAGUCAGGAUCCCAUACACGUUUCAGCAAGUCAACUAUGCCAGUAAUUCCUGCUUGUUUGAACUGAGCAAGUUUGCCAAAGAUGCCAGCCUUUGGCUUGCCACCACAAACACGUGCAUAGAUCCACUUCUCUAUGUCUUUCUGUGCAGAGAGUUCAAAGAGAAACUGGUAUCUUUGAUGGCAGAUGUUGCCAUCUCACUUAAAUUGGCUUCAGCACCAGAGAAACCAGACACCACUUUGCAACAGACUAAAUUCUGA